GGGAAACUUGAUACACGAUUCACGUCCAAACUCGACAUCUUUUCUGAGCGAGGCGCUUAAUUGCCACGCUUCAUAUUGAAUAAUCACUUGAAGGAUAUUAUUUCUGUUUCACUUUCGGCGUCACACGGAAAUCAGAGGAUCGGAUACUGAACUCUUCAUCUCAUCUCGUCGCGUACAUUCACCAGAGCGCUCACCAGCUAGCGACACCAAACAAUGGCACCAGCAAAAACCCGCAAGAGAAAGUCCGACCAGGGUCUCCCAGUCGAGACACCAGUCGAAUCUUCAGCAUCAGACGACUCCAAGAUACAGCACAAACUCCCCGUCAGAGCAAAGGAUGGCGAGUCUGCUCAGAGCGCAAAGCCUGCUUCGACGCCGGCAAAGGGUACUAUGAUGGUCUUUGGGGAUGAUGACGAGAUUCCGGUGCCUGCGCCUUCAAAGCCCGUGGUUCAGGCUCCUGAGGAGGAGGAGGAGGAGUCCAGUGAUGAUGAGGCUCCCGAGGCUGUUUCCACAGCCAAGGUAGCAUCUGAUAUCAAAAAGUCUAGCCAAGCGGCCCAGAAGACUGCCCAAGAACAAGCCGCAGCGCAGAAGCGAAAGCGCCGGGAAAGGGAUACUCUCUUCAAGCAGCAAGCCGAAGAGCGCAAGAAGCUAGAGGACGAGGCCAAGGCCGCCGAGGGCGAGCCAGCUGAGCCCGCUGAGUCUGCAGUCCAGAAGCGACAGCCAGCCAAGACGCCCAACCUGCUACCCGCAGAGUUCCUCACAGACUCGUCGAGCGAAGACGAGGGCGCGGAUGAUGAUGAUCAGGCUAUGGCACGGCCAAGGAAGCGUCGUGUCACCGCCGUGGAGAGGACCUUGGCGCGUCAAAACCGCGGACCCAAGGACGAGACGAUCGGGUCGACGGUGUACCGCGUGGCUAAAAAGGUGGACGAGAGAAUGGCACCCAAGCUGCGCAAGCACGCCAGGAGUUCCAAGGAGCUGAUGCUCAAGCGGAAUCGGAGCGCUGCGAAGCCUUCGCGGUCUGGGUUCUUGGUCAAGUAAAAAAGUUGAUGUGGGAGAGGUUUUUUUGCAUUGGCGUUGAUGUUGUUUGCUAUGUACACGGCCUAAUAUUGGAUGGACUAGAAUAGCAUAUGCAGUAUUGUUUUUCUGGUGAUAGCUCGGCUGCAAUUAUUCAC
Molecule: messenger RNA, 1169 nt
Organism: Fusarium vanettenii 77-13-4
Lineage: Eukaryota; Fungi; Ascomycota; Sordariomycetes; Hypocreales; Nectriaceae
Exons: 2
Coding region: 214-1035 (273 amino acids)
Biological process (GO): rRNA processing
Molecular function (GO): snoRNA binding
Source: RefSeq, a predicted model, not a curated record